GUCCUUCUCAGUCUGUUCCCAUCCUACAACCUAGGUACCUCAAACCAAAAAUGUCAGGAAAGCGUUUGUGGAUCCAGAAGACGCUGCAGCGACGAUUGCAGUAGCCAGUACCACUCUUAUGGGACCGCUUCGCAUCAUGUUGCUGAUCCGCCACUAGUAGAACAUUCUGAGCGCAAGUUGAGGAAGUCAGUUGGCUCAAGGCCGAUGCAUCAUGUGGUGAAGUACAAGCUGGCACAGCAGACGGAGAUGUACCUUCAGGAGUCCCCCGGGAGUUGAAGCAGUUGUCAGCUUUGAAUAAGCCAAAUCCAGCUGCCAAAGUGGGGCGCAUCUUGCCUAAUGAUUCACAGGCGUCAUCAUGUUGAGGGGAGCUUUCAAGCUGGGCCCAAUGAGCUACAGCGCAGCUUUCAGAUCCUCUUGGCCGAGCAACCACCCUGGUGCUAGGAUAGAUGCGGUUGCAGGUCGUUCGGGGAACGCGGUGCUCGAACUCUCGCUUGCUGUAUGGUGGCAGCUUUGCAAGCGAUGGGAGACUCUUUCGCACUCACAUUCACAGCUGGUUUUGGCACGUCCCCUAGCGUCCGCAGCUCUCCCUCUUGACCACACCCUAACUGAUCCACCUAACAACCCCACUCUCUCUAGUGAGGGCAAUGUCUCCACCUCUUCCAACACCUUUUCGAUAGCAGCAAUAAGCCCCUUCAGCGAUCAAAAGUUUCUCGCGUCUCGUUCUUUGGGAAGCACAGCAGAGCGGUCGAGCUGGUGGCGCCCUCGCGAGCCCCCCCUUGAAGAAACUAGUGGGAAACCAAUGGAGCCACUGCCAGUGUGGACUGACGCGUCGUACUUUGGGAAUGAUGGUCUUCCUCCUCCUCCAAAGCUGAUGGCCAGCCAACUAGCGUGUAUUCGUGGGGGCGAGGUGAUCUUCAGAGACAUCAAUCUGAGCCUCCACAGCGGGAGUGCAGUAAAUAUGACGGGGCCAAAUGGGAGCGGGAAGACUUCGAUGCUGCGGGUGCUGGCAGGAUUCAUCCCACCAAGCGCAGGGAGACUGCUGUACGAGGGGGUGGAUCUCAAGUCGGACACUGUCAUUGAAUUGUACAUGCGCGAGAUCAACAUCAUGUUCGGCAAGGACGCCAUCAAGCCGCGCUUGUCGGUCCACCAGAACGUCCACUUUUGGGCCACGUACGCGGGGCGCCCCGACCGCACCGACUGGGCGCUCGAUAGAGUGGGGCUGGGACAGUGCGCACAGGACGUGGCUGCGAUACUCUCCAUGGGUCAGCGGCGGCGGUUACAAUUGGCGCGGCUGCUGACUCUGCCCCGUCAGAUCUGGUUGCUAGACGAACCGUCCGUUGGAUUAGAUACAGAGGGCGUCCGAAUCUUGGAGCAGCUGAUCCACGAGCACCGGCUGCGGGGGGGCAUCGUGUGCGUGGCAACGCACCUCCCAGUGCGCAUGGAGAACGCUCUCCAUCUGCGCUUCCCGGCCAGAUCCGCGCGGCUAAAGAGCGUGACGUGGGACGACCUUUGAUAAAAGCGACUGCAAAGCCUUCCGAAGGAUCAAGAACGCGCUCGCUUCGAUCAUGGGAAAAUGUGUUGUCGUAGCAAGUUCUCCCGACGUUCAGAGACUGAGUGGAUUACGAUUGUCUUAACAUUGGUCAAACAUUCAGUCAACAAGGGACACGAUGCUAGAGCCACUGUGCCAGCGAGAUUUGAAUGAGCACAAGUGUCAAUGCGCGGUUGGAGCCUGAUGCAGUGCGCCCUCCAUUCUGCAUCCGCCUUAACAUUCGGGCAACUUCAAAUGUCAAAGUCGACUGAAAACAAGCCACAGCUGCGACGGUGGCGUAUAUAGACACCGCGUAUUCGAUUGCAACUAUAUAGUUAGUUCAUAGGGCAUCAUAUGUUUUCACGAUCCUGCAAUAGUGGAUCGAUGCAAGUGACGGCGA
Messenger RNA from Klebsormidium nitens, 1928 nucleotides. NCBI's taxonomy places the organism in Eukaryota, Viridiplantae, Streptophyta, Klebsormidiophyceae, Klebsormidiales, Klebsormidiaceae. The record is from the annotation of a GenBank genome assembly.